Triticum turgidum subsp. durum (durum wheat) is the source of this 1404-nucleotide messenger RNA. The record is from the annotation of a GenBank genome assembly. NCBI's taxonomy places the organism in Eukaryota, Viridiplantae, Streptophyta, Magnoliopsida, Poales, Poaceae.
AUGCCGCCCGCGCCGCCGCUCCGGUGCCGCCUCGUGCUCCCGCUCGCCGCCUUCGUCUCCGUUCCGUUCCUGCUCCCACUCACCCUCCCCCUCCUCCUCCUGCUCCGCCCCUCUGCCACCUCCCCGCACGCCCUGUCCUCCCACCGCCUCUCCUGGCUCCCGUCCAUUCGCGUCUCGCAUCCGUCACCACCGCCACGGACGGCACGAACGCCAACCCCGCCGGCACAAGCGACGUCGUCACCUUCUCCACCGCCGCCGCGGCCGCUGACACAGACGGCGUCACCUCUCCCACGUCCCACACCGCCGCCCAAGGCAGCCGAUCGCGAGAAAUCCGAACGGUGCGACAUCUACGACGGGACGUGGGUCCCGGACGACGACGAGGAGCUGACGCGGCCGCUGUACGCGCCGGGCACGUGCCCGUACGUGGACGAGGCAUACGCGUGCGCGUCCAACGGGCGGACGGACGACGGGUACACGCGGUGGCGCUGGGCGCCGCGCCGGUGCCGGCUCCCCAGGUUCAACGCGACGGACCUGCUGUGGAGGCUGCGCGGGCGGCGGCUGAUGCUGGUGGGCGACUCCAUGAACCGGAACCAGUUCGAGUCCAUGCUCUGCAUCCUCCGGGCGGCGCUCCCCGACAAGUCGAGGAUGUUCGAGACCCACGGGUACCGGAUCUCCAAGGGCCGCGGCUAUUUCGUCUUCAAGUUCCAGAAUUUUGACUGCACGGUGGAGUUCGUGCGGUCACAUUUCCUGGUCCGGGAAGGGGUGCGGCUGAACCGGCAUGGGAACUCUAACCCGACCCUCCAGAUCGACCGAAUCGACAAGACGGCCGGUCGGUGGAAGAAGGCCGACGUCCUCGUCUUCAACACCGGCCACUGGUGGACGCACGGCAAGACCGCCAGGGGCACCAACUACUACAUGGAAGGCGACACGCUGUACCCCCAGUUCAACUCGACGGAAGCCUACCGGAGAGCCCUCAGGACAUGGGCGCGGUGGGUCGACAAGAACAUGGACCCCAACAAGAGCCUCGUCUUCUACCGGGGAUACUCGAUGGCGCAUUUCAGGGGAGGGGAGUGGGACUCAGGCGGGUCGUGCAGCGGCGAGACCGAGCCGGCGUUCAGGGGGUCCGUGGUGGACAGCUGCCCGGAGAAGAUGCGGAUCGUGGACGAGGUGGUGGCGCGGAUGCGGUUCCCCGUGCGGCUGCUCAACGUCACGAGGCUCACCAGCUUCCGCAAGGACGCCCACCCGUCGCUCUACGGCAUGGCGCCGGACAAGAGGAGGAACGUGUCCAAGAGGAAGCAGGACUGCAGCCACUGGUGCCUCCCCGGCGUGCCCGACGCGUGGAACGAGCUCAUCUACGCGUCGCUCGUCUUGGAACCCAACCCCAGCUCAUGGGACAAAUCAUAG